Messenger RNA from Trichomycterus rosablanca, 6441 nucleotides. RefSeq names its product tyrosine-protein kinase receptor UFO. Lineage: Eukaryota; Metazoa; Chordata; Actinopteri; Siluriformes; Trichomycteridae. Gene Ontology annotation, cellular component: signaling receptor complex; plasma membrane. The transcript is spliced from 20 exons. The record is from RefSeq and is a predicted model, not a curated record. Gene Ontology annotation, biological process: natural killer cell differentiation; platelet activation; negative regulation of apoptotic process. Bases 507 to 3245 code for a protein of 912 amino acids. Gene Ontology annotation, molecular function: ATP binding; transmembrane receptor protein tyrosine kinase activity; protein binding.
CUGAUUUGGGGGGUCUGAACGGGAAAAAACGGACCUGUAUUUUGGACGUACUGGUGUUAGACAAACGCUGUAAAGAGUUCCAGGAUAACUUUGGACACUGGAAACUUUUCUUAGAUUUCAUUCGUGAGGUUUUCCCUCCCAUUACGGACUGGGUGCGUUUCUGAUUUACUGAUUCAAACCCGGUUGGUUUGUUCUGAGACUCCGACGCUGCUGCUGCAUCAGGUUUCACUUUUUUAGGUCAAACUUUUGUAUUUCUUGUUUUUGAAGUCUUUCACUUCUUGAAACUUUAAAGGGGAACUUCACACAGAAAAGACAAGUCUAAAUAAUAAUAAUAAAAGCAGGACCCAAGCCAAGGAAACACAUCUGCUCAGACGCAACUCCUUCGUUUGUUCGUGUUUUGAUUUCCGAGACGGAGCGAUGCGCUGAACCGACAACGAACCGACUCCUCGUUACCUGGACUUAAUACCGAUACAGUGGUAAAGAGAUUCUCAGCGAACCGGGUGAAGAUGGAUCUCUUCAAAUGUGUCCUGCUUUUUGUGGUUUUAAUCGCACUGCUAUACAUUAAAGAAGCCGAAUCUGUCUCAGGGCUACGCUUCAUCCAUAGUCCAGGAAAUGUAACAUCAUCCUUGGGGAAACCAGUGACCAUGAAGUGCAACCUUCAGGGUGAUGGAGGAGACGACGAUCCUCCCGAUGUACUGUGGUUGAGAGAGGGCCAAAUCCUCGAGCUUGCCAAUACCAACCAGGUGCAGCUGCCGAUCAACGAGGAGACCUGGCUGGUCACCAGUACACUCCGGAUCGAAGCCGUCAAGCUGUCGGACAUGGGCGCCUACCGCUGUGCAGUGUUUAUCGGGGAUGACAAGACAAUGUCCAUUGAAGGGCACGUUCAACUGGAAGGUCUUCCUCAUUUCUUGGUGGAACCUCAACACAUGUCUGUAGUGGCCAACGUCAGCCUGACUCUACACUGUGUUGCUCACGGGCCUCCCGAGCCAGUCCGGAUCAUCUGGCUGCAGGAUGGAGCCCCGCUAAACAAGCUGGACGAUGCCAUGGCUCUGUCUCCAUCCACCCUCAACCUCACAGGUCUCAACAAAACCAGCUCAUUCUCCUGCGAAGCUCACAAUCGCAAAGGUGUCGCGUCGUCAGGAUCCGGGGUCAUAAAGGUUCUUCCAUCCCAGCCCAAAGACGUUAAAGCCCUGGAGGUCAGCAACUCCAGCGUUAGUCUGUCAUGGUCACCGGGGUUUGCAGGAGUUUACGCCAUCAAUCACUGCACAGUUCAGGUCAAACCAUCAGGGUCUACAACCAAUCAUGUGAUCUACAACCAGAAUGUUAAUGUUAACGUUCCACCAGCCAGUCAUCUCAUCUCCAACCUAGAGCCGUUCAGCCAAUAUGACGCCAGAGUGGCCUGCCUGAGCAGCCAAGGAGUGUCUGAAUGGACACCAUGGGUGCCAGUCAGCACCAGUGAAGGAGUUCCAGAAGGUGCUCCUGUGAACAUCACUGCUGUGGUAAAUGGAACAGAGGUGCUGAUUAGCUGGGAUAAACCAAAUGGAAGAAUCAACGGAGAACUGCAGGGAUACAUGAUCGAGUACAAAACGCCGAAUGUGGAGCAGGUCAUGCUGGACAUGGUUAACGAUACAGAGCUCACUGUAAACCUGUCUGUCCCGCUAUCCAACAUCACAUUCAGGCUGUGCGCCUACACAGGCGCCGGACAAGGGCCCUGGACUCCCAUCCAAAUACUCUCCCUCACCCCUGCAGACAUUGGAGAUCCAUCUGCAAGUCGCAUGUCUUCUCCAGUAUUCUCUUGGCACUGGUGGUACGUCGUCAUGGCGAUAGGGGUAGCCAUAUCGCUGGCAGUGUUCAUGGCCAUUUACAUGGCAAAACUGAGACGGAAAGAGACACGGUUCGGUGAGGCGUUUGAGCCCAUGAUGGAAAGCGGUGAGCUGGUGGUCCGGUAUCGAGCCCGUCGCACCUACAGCCGACGCACCACCGAAGCCACACUGAAUUCGCUGGGCAUCAGCGACGAGCUUAAACAGAAGCUUCAAGACGUAAUGGUGGACCGACAUAAGCUAACGUUGGGGAAAACCCUCGGAGAAGGGGAGUUCGGCUCCGUCAUGGAAGGCUCGCUGACUCAGGAGGACUCUGUGCUGAAGGUGGCGGUGAAGACCAUGAAGAUUGCUAUCUGCACACGUACUGAGAUGGAGGACUUCCUGAGAGAAGCUGCGUGUAUGAAGGAGUUUGAUCAUCAGAACGUCAUGAGAUUACUGGGGGUGUGUUUGCAGACUGUAGAGAGUGAAGGAUUUCCAUCUCCUGUGGUCAUCCUACCCUACAUGAAACAUGGCGACCUGCACAGCUACCUGCUCUACUCCAGACUCGGAGAUUCUCCUGUGUACCUGCCAUCUCAGAUGCUGGUGAAGUUUAUGACCGAUAUUGCUCGAGGAAUGGAGUACCUGAGCAGCAAGAGCUUCAUCCACAGAGACCUGGCUGCUCGCAAUUGCAUGUUAAAUGAGAACAUGAAUGUGUGCGUUGCCGACUUUGGGCUCUCGAAGAAAAUUUACAACGGAGAUUAUUACCGACAGGGGCGCAUCUCGAAGAUGCCCGUCAAAUGGAUUGCGAUAGAAAGCCUGGCAGACCGAGUUUACACCACCAAGAGUGAUGUGUGGUCCUUUGGCGUCACCAUGUGGGAGAUUGCUACGCGUGGUCAGACUCCAUACCCCGGUGUGGAAAACAGUGAGAUCUACGACUACCUGAGACAGGGCAACCGCCUCAAACAGCCUCCAGACUGCCUGGACAGCAUAUACUCGCUGAUGUUCUCCUGCUGGCUUCUGAGCCCUAAAGACCGACCGAGCUUCCAGAUUUUGCGCUGUGAGCUGGAAAAAACCCUGGAUGAACUUCCCGACCCCCAGGACCCCAACGAGAUCCUCUACGUCAACAUGGAGGAGUCAUCCGGAGAGCUGGGGGCAGUCGGGGGCCGGGAGGCCAACUUCACAGGAGGUCUGUGCUCUCUGGGGGCCAUGAAGGGCACAGAAUCGGUAGCGACGGCCGAGAUUCACCAGCCGGGCCGCUACGUCAUCUGCCCUCAACACGAAAGCCAGCGCCUGCUCAGUGCAGAGUCGCUGGAGAGUCUGAAUCUCACGGGGUCGACACCAACGUUAUUACUUCAACCGUCUUCCAGAUCUACACCGGUGUCGGUUCCGGAGAUGCCCACGUCUGAGGAGAGAGAGGCGCCCGGGAGCAAGAGGAUAUUCUGGUAAUGAGAAUACCAGACUGAGACUGAGACUGAGAGAGACGGUGGACACUGGUACUGCAUCACCUGAUCUGUUGGGCUGACUUUGGUCAGAGGUUCUGUAUUUGUCCCUUCACGAGCAUUUAUUUACUUCUAUUUGUGGACACACAGACUCAUCUUGACUUUUCGUAGCUACAUUCUGAAAAUGAAGAAUUGUGUACUUGUAUCUCAGAAGUGGGCACCAACAUGCCCUUUUCUCAGGAGAGCAGGUGGCAAAAGAAUGACCUAUCAGUAAGCAACUGCAUAUGCCAUCCAACUACGUAUUAUCAGUUUGGUACUGAGCCCCGUUACUGACAUCCCGUGUUUAUACAAAAUAAUGGGACGCCACAAUGUAUUAACAUGUAGGAAUGACAUCCUAAUGCGUGGAACUAGAUAUGCAAAGAUGAUACAGGCUAGUUUGGGUGAAAUCCUGGAGCAUUAGCUUAUAUAAAUCUGGGCACACCUUCCAUGGACAGUCAUGUACAUGAAUCCCCCGAGAUGCCACACCUUACCUUAGAGGUUGAACUCUAGUUCCAUAGAAUCUGAGCUAGCUAAGUGCAUCAUUCCUGAUACACGAAGGGCAACGGGUACGGUAUAAAUUUACAGCUAUAUGUUGAGACAGAUCUGCCUGAAUGUGAAGCCAUUGAGCCAUUGAAUGAUGGGUAGCGAUGUGGAAAUGUAUCUCAGCUCCGCCAGCUUAUCACUGCCACUGUAGAACCUCUCGUUGGCGACAUUGUUCUUCCUUACAGACCAGCUACAAAUGUCUUCAAGCUCUAGUUUGACUCUUGAUGAAUUGAAUAUUAUGAAUACGUGUUUAAAAAAGGGAAAGUAAGGCGCCUGUGCGAAUGGAGGGAUGAAAAGUGGGAGGGGGGGUCACAUAGAGCUUAGCGUGUCUUUUACAGAUUGAGAUUUAUAAGCUUUCUCAACACGUUCCAGUCCAAUAUGUCCAUUCACAAAAACAGUAGGCCUAACACGUAUAACCAACAUGAAGCACUUCUGGCUUUCUGUAACAGCCGUCCAACAAAAAGUAAAAACAAGAAAAGUUUAUAUAGGGCGAAAGUAUGUGGACACCUGACCAUGAGCUUGCUGGACACACUAUAACAUCCUCUGUUCUUUUGGGAAGUCUAUUCCUCAAGAAUUGAGUACAACUCACUCCCUCACUUUCUUAACUGCUUAUCCAGUCAGGGUCGCGGAGGGUGCUGGAACCUAUCCUAGCUUUUCAAUGGGCGCAAGGCACACAGUAACACCCUGGACGGGGCGCCACAUACACACACGCAUUCACCUAUAGGGCGAUUCAGUGUCUCCAAUUAACCUGACUGCAUGUUUUUGGACUGUGGGAGGAAACCGGAGCUUCUGGAGGAAACCCAGACAUGGGGAGAACAUGCAAACUAGUACAACUACAGGAAUUUAGUAAAAAAAAAAAGCAUUUGGGUAAGAAGGCCUGGCUCCAGUUUAGAAUCCAGUUCAUCCCAAAGGUGUUCUGUUGGGGUAAAGUCUGAGCUCCGUUCAGGACGGAACACUUGAAUCCAGUAAUCAGAAGGGGUGUCCACAUACUUUUGGCCAUACAGUAUAAUUUGUGUUUAUAUAUUCGUGUAUAUAUUCGUUUAAAUUGCCCACUUUUGCAGACCAUGAUUUGUAAAUAGAUAGAUAGUUGUUUUCUGAAAUCAUUUGUUCUGGGAGUCCACCAGAUAAAUCAAACCCUUGGUACUAGUUUUUACAUGCACUAUUUAGCAAUAGACAAAAUAAAAACAGGUACUAGUUUUUGUUUUUUGUUUUUUAAAACAGGUCCCAUCUGUUCUGAUCUGAGACCAGUUUUAUGGUCUCUGGAACAGAUUAACAUGGGAAUGUGUUCCAAUUCAGCCUCAAUAUGGCGCUCAGCCUCGGUUCAGCAGGACCUUGACUCAAGCACAGUAUUAUUAUUCGUGUUUGUUGAUGUUUUUCUUUUUUUAAUGAAAUCUUUGCACUAAUCAUUUUCAACAUUCUUUCAUUCAUUGUUGUAUUUUUAUAUUCGUGUAUUAUCUGAUCUGUACUUUCAUUUACUCAGCUUCAUUCCUAGGAAAUUAUUAGCAUAAAGAAUGUGUAUGUCAUGGCAGGAACGUAUCAUCGUUUUAUUAACUGUGCGUCCGGGAAUAUUGAAUUGUGCCAUUUUAAUGCUAAAAUGAUAUUGAGUGGACUAUGGAAUUUAAACGGACCUCAAAAACAAGACCUGAAAAAAUUCAGUAUACGGGGCCGCUCAGGUGGCGCAGCGAUAAAAACACACAGGUCUCAGUAUCGAGUCUCAGCUCUGCCUGCCGGCUGGGCUGAGCAGCCACAUGAACAACGAUUGACCUGUUGUUCAUAUAGGGAUGGGAUAUUUAGCGGGACUCCAGGGACUCUCUCAUAACUGAUGCAACUACGACCUCUGCUGGCUGAUUGAUUGCGCCUGCACAGAGACGGGGAAAAAAGUGCGGAUCAGGGUGUGUCUCUCCGUACACAGUGCUAAUCCGCAGCUGAUUUUGUCUAGUGAAGGUGAGAAAAUGCAUACGGCUGCUGCCAACAUGUCGAAGGGGCCGUGUGUUAGCUUCGUUCUCCUUAAAUCAGAGCGGGGGCCGGCAUUAGUGGAGAGGAAGCAUGACGCAAUCGGGCAAUUGGACGCGCUAAAAGUUGGAGAAAAGGGGGAGAAAAUGCAUAAACAAAUUAAAUAUAUAAAUAUAAAAAUUCAAUAUACGACAGAAAAUUGUACAUUCAUUUCACAUAAAUUUUGUGGUACGAGUGUGUAAAUACAAUGGUACUUUGUUUAAGUCUGAUGUAUUGCCCAUGCCAUCCAUGUCCCUGUACCGUAUAUCAGUGUGUUCUUUUUUUGAAUGUCAACACCUGCAUAUUACAUGUCAUUUGUAAUGCAUAUCAAAAUACUUUGCCAGUGUUGGACUUUCAAAACCUAGAUCUAAGGUUUUACUUAAAUAAUAAGCUGGAAAAAAUGUUACACAUAGAUUCACAUGUAAUCCACACUGUGAUCCGAAGUGCCUUGGGAAAGCCAGUACUGUGCCUCAAGAUGCCUGUUUUUGUACUUGUAAUAUGUAGCAUUAGCUCUAUAUGUGUAGAUAACAUCAAUAUCAAUGUUGCUGUUAUGUUUUUUGCUAUAUUUUGAUACUCUUUCAUAUGAAUUAAAUGCUAUCUGCAAAAAUACACUUUUACAAUGCCUUAAA